Batrachochytrium dendrobatidis JAM81 is the source of this 1275-nucleotide messenger RNA. RefSeq lists its product as uncharacterized. Gene Ontology annotation, cellular component: mitochondrial matrix. NCBI's taxonomy places the organism in Eukaryota, Fungi, Chytridiomycota, Chytridiomycetes, Rhizophydiales. The coding region runs from base 111 to 1211 and encodes 366 amino acids. Gene Ontology annotation, biological process: iron-sulfur cluster assembly. The record is from RefSeq and is a predicted model, not a curated record. Gene Ontology annotation, molecular function: protein binding. The transcript has 5 exons.
CAAGACCAUUUUGUAGAUACGCUUUAGCCACAAGUAUACAUUUCAAAACAGGUGUGUCUAAUGUAUCGUUUGCUCAAACUGGCACGGCAUUCACUCGGUUAUGUUUGGCCAUGUUCACUGCCAACCAACAAGGCUUCCACAGCUGUAGCACAAAUCAAUUGAACUCAUCAACAAAACCAUCAAGUGAAUGCCACUAUGCAUUGCUGAAAAAUAGGAUGGUUUUGAGAUUGGAAGGAUCGGAUGCUGCGAUUUUUUUGCAAGGUCUGGUCACCAACCAUAUUACAGAUUCCAUGCCUGAAAACUCUUUAAAGCUAGCAGCAUUUCUAAAUGCACAAGGACGAGUGCUGAUGGAUGCCUUUAUAUACCGUGAACCAAAAAAUCCCGAAUCUACCGGUCCAAGCUUUUUGGUUGAAUGUGCUGAUACGGUUAUACCACUGCUAGAAAAGCAUUUGCAAAGAUAUAAACUUCGAAAACAAGUAAAGAUUACAAAUAUCAGCGAUAGUGUUGAUGUUUGGCAGAUAUGGGGAUCAUUGGAUCGUGAUCAAUUAAAAAACAGUGAUGGCGGCAUGUGGUGUGCUGAUCCUAGGAAUGCAGAUAUGGGCAUGCGAGGCAUCGCACUCAAGACCUGUCAAACUCUGCUACCAGAUCAAAUGAAAAAGGUUCCAUUUACAGAUUAUGUUGCCAGACGCAUAUGUCUUGGUAUUCCUGAAGGACCAACCGAUUUUUUUUAUGAAAAGUCGCUCCCAUUAGAAUCCAAUCUAGAAUUGAUUCAAGGAGUUGAUUUUCAAAAGGGAUGUUAUCUAGGACAGGAAUUGACAAUCAGAACAUAUCAUACAGGUUUUACUCGUAAAAGAAUCGUGCCGGUUCAACUUUACAAUGAGCAUGACCCUGUGCCUAAAUCGCUUUCACUUGAUACAUCCAUUACAAUGGAGCAUCCGCCGAGUCAGUCUGAUAUCAAGUUGGGUGAUCUCACCUCUGAAGAAACGACACUUACUCGUAGUAAAGGAGUCGUUGGAAAAUACUGUGGUGGUCUACAUAAUAUUGGAUUGGCACUUGUUCGACUGGAAUCUGUUGUACGGCCUUUGGAGAAUCAAUCUAUGCUUGGAUCUUCAGAUUUGAGCAGCAAUGAAAUCAAGCCUCUGAUUCUGGCAAAUGGAAUGCGUGCUCGAGCUUUUGCGCCUUUAUGGUGGCCAUCGAUUGCACGCACCUAGACAUUUAUUUCUGGUGCAUACGAGCAUUUAUUAUCACUUUGAAAUAAAGUCAGUUUUAUUUUAU